This is a messenger RNA of Mercenaria mercenaria, 978 nucleotides long. Its product is annotated as hepatic lectin-like. Lineage: Eukaryota; Metazoa; Mollusca; Bivalvia; Venerida; Veneridae. The transcript is spliced from 4 exons. The record is from RefSeq and is a predicted model, not a curated record. The coding region runs from base 63 to 467 and encodes 134 amino acids.
UCUUAUCUGUUCUAACUUCAUCAUUUACACAUACUUAUACACUUUAUACAUUUCUGUAUACAAUGAAGGCUCUGAGAUAUUUUGGACUGGUUGUCUGUGCAUUUUACGGCUGUUUUAUAAAAGAUCAUGUAGCAAGUGAAUGUUUGAAUGGGUGGACAUAUUAUGAGGGUUCAUGUUACUUCUUUGGUCACUCUGACCUUGAUUUUGUGGAGGCAGAGAGAUUCUGUUCGCACUACCAAGCACAUUUGGCUACCGUGGACACUGCGGCUGAAAGUAACUUCAUCCGAAGUUAUUUAAGUGACCUAAAAGAUCCAGACCACUGGAUAGGUCUCACGGAUGAGGUUAUUGAAGGUGAAUGGAGAUGGCAAUCUAACGAUGCCAUUGCAAGCUUUACGGACUGGUACCCGGGUGAGCCGAAUGGUAGUAAAGGAUCCAACUGCGUUGUUAUAUGGGCCCGCAUAGGUUAAUACUGGAUAGAUGAACCGUGCACAUAUAAGUACAGACCACUAUGCGAAAAACCGUAUGUAUACUAUUACCUCAACAUGAUGAAUCUAAGAGGGGCUCCUACCAUCUGUAUUACAUUUCUCCUUAUAAAUCGCCAAUCCAUAGUUUGGGCUGUAUGACCGGUCUAUAUUCAGUACACAUGUUUUCUGGGCUAACAUGUCAAACAUUUAAAAAUUAAUUUAUGAUGUCAUGCGAUAAAACACUUUUUGAAUAGCUUGCCAUCCAUACUCAAAAUUAUUCUCUGAGGUCCGAAGAGCGAUAGUUUUAACAAUUGACCAGCUACCCAUCCAAUAAGUAUAUAGUGUAUCUAUAGGGACUAGUUUCAUUGAAAUUGCGGCGCUCCAGUACAUUAAAUAUAAAGUAAGAUAGCAUAAUUCCCCUAAAGAAAGAACAAGUGAGUUUAUAAUCAUUGUCAGGAUACCGUAAUAUGUAUAUUAACUUAAAACAUAUGUUCACCAGCAGUGAAACUGGUCG